Molecule: messenger RNA, 916 nt
Organism: Zingiber officinale
Lineage: Eukaryota; Viridiplantae; Streptophyta; Magnoliopsida; Zingiberales; Zingiberaceae
Product: homeobox-leucine zipper protein HOX19-like
Exons: 3
Coding region: 103-804 (233 amino acids)
Biological process (GO): regulation of DNA-templated transcription
Molecular function (GO): DNA-binding transcription factor activity, RNA polymerase II-specific; sequence-specific DNA binding
Source: RefSeq, a predicted model, not a curated record
UAUAUAUUUCUCACCUCUUCUUCUCAAUUCGAGUCUUGCUUCCUUCUCAAAUCUCAAUUGCACCAUCCAUCCAUCGAUCGAUCGGCCGUCUGGCCGAUUGCCAUGGACGACGACCGAUCGGAUCGCCUUUCUCUCAACCUCAUCACCUCCCAUGAUCUCUCCGUCAGCAAAAUUCGUCCACGGCCCUGCGCCGGCGGUAGUUUGAAGUUUGAAAAGUCAGAUCAGUCUACGACGACGAUGACGAUCGCGGAGCCUUCUCUCACCCUCGGGCUCCCCUGCUCCACCGACGCCGGCUACGCGGCGGGUCCUUCUUAUUCUUCUUCUCCUCCUCCUCCUGAUCAUAGCAUGACGUCCUCCCUCGCCGGAGGACACGCCAAGGAGGAACUAUUAGACGGAGCCGGCGCCAGGAAGAAGCUCCGGCUCACCAAGGAACAGUCCGCGCUUUUGGAGGACAAGUUCAAGGAGCACGCCACUCUCAAUCCGAAACAAAAGGAAGCUCUGGCAAAGCAACUGAAGCUCCGGCCAAGGCAGGUGGAGGUGUGGUUCCAGAAUAGGCGGGCGAGGACGAAGACGAAGAAAACAGAGGUGGAGCUGGAGUUUCUGAAGAAGUGGUGCGGGACACUCAGGGAGGAGAACCGGAGGCUGCGCAGUGAACUGAAGGAACUCAAAUCCAUGCAACCCCCGCCGCCGACCAUGUGCCCGACGUGCAAGAAGGUGGACUCCAGCGUCUCCGGCGGAGGACACGUGACGGCGGCGAAAUAUUGUUACCCCUUCGCCCAGCACUCCUCCGCAGCAUGCACGUAGGCCGUAGCAUAAAUAUUGUUGAGUAUACACACGCACGAUCUGGAUCUCCAGUUCAUAUACACUUGUGAAAUUACGAAGACGUAAUUAAUUAAGAAAUUCCGUUCGACUAAUU